Ostrinia nubilalis (European corn borer) is the source of this 2691-nucleotide messenger RNA. RefSeq names its product GDP-mannose 4,6 dehydratase (gene Gmd). Gene Ontology annotation, cellular component: cytoplasm. Gene Ontology annotation, biological process: GDP-mannose metabolic process. Lineage: Eukaryota; Metazoa; Arthropoda; Insecta; Lepidoptera; Crambidae. The record is from RefSeq and is a predicted model, not a curated record. Gene Ontology annotation, molecular function: GDP-mannose 4,6-dehydratase activity. Bases 84 to 1247 code for a protein of 387 amino acids. The transcript is spliced from 7 exons.
GUAUUAGUGUUCUGUAGUUUGCCGGCUCGCAAGGUGUAGACGUGUGCUGUGUUGUUUCAGUAGUAUUAAAAAAUCGUUUAAAAAUGUCCGGCGAAGGCUCCAGUUCUAAUGGUAACUCGAAAAUAGCGUUGAUUACCGGCAUAACCGGCCAAGAUGGCUCAUACCUUGCAGAGCUUCUUAUCGAGAAGGGGUACGAAGUGCAUGGGAUCCUCCGCCGCUCCUCCUCCUUCAACACCGGCCGCAUCCAGCAUUUGUAUGGGCAGCCAGCCCUCCACACAGGGGGACGAAUGCACCUCCACUACGGAGACUUGACUGACACCACUUGCCUUAUUAGUAUAAUCACUAAGACUAAACCAAAGGAGAUAUACAACCUAGGAGCCCAAUCUCAUGUUAAAGUGUCAUUUGAAUUAAGUGAAUACACAGCCCAGGUGGAUGCUUUGGGCACUCUAAGGUUAUUGGAGGCAGUGAGAGCAGCAGGGCUAGAGAAAGAGACCAAAAUAUACCAAGCUUCAACAUCAGAGCUCUAUGGAAAAGUCAUGGAAGUGCCACAGAAUGAGAAAACACCAUUUUACCCUAGAUCACCAUAUGCGUGCGCAAAACUCUACGGUUACUGGAUAGUAGUGAACUACCGGGAAGCCUACGGCAUGUUUGCAUGCAACGGCCUCCUGUUCAACCACGAGAGCCCUCGACGAGGCGAGAACUUCGUCACUAGGAAGAUCACCAGAGGAGUCGCCAAGAUCACCUUGGGCUUGAUGCAGUACCUAGAACUGGGUAAUUUGGACAGCAAGAGAGACUGGGGACACGCUAAGGAUUAUGUUGAGGCAAUGUGGCUGAUGCUACAACAAGAGGAACCAGAAGAUUUCGUAGUAGCAAUGGGUGAAGCGCACAGCGUCCGCGAGUUUGUAGAGAAAGCGUUCGCGUGUGUGGACCGACGCGUCGUGUGGCGCGGGACUGGCGUGGACGAGACGGGACAUGACGCGGAGACUGACCAGCUACUUGUCAAGGUUAACCCGAAGUUCUUCAGGCCUACGGAAGUGGACCUCCUCCUCGGCGACCCGUCCAAAGCGAAGCAGAAGCUGGGCUGGGCGCCACGCGUGUCCUUCGAGCAGCUGGUGCGCGACAUGGUGACGGCCGACCUGGCGCUCAUGCGGCGUGACCCCGAGGCAUGCAAAAGGAUGUUUGCAAACAGAGUCGACGUAGAUGACGUCAUACACAGCGUGGAGCGCAAUGCACGGAGUAUUUUUUAAGCAAUGAAACUAGUGUAAUGUUGAACGAGCCGAAUGUAGGUUGAUGAAAUGUGUGCAAUACCAGUGCGAUAUAGACCGAACAUUUUUGUAAACUGAUGGAAUGUUCAAAGUUAAGUAUUUAUUAACAUAACAGCCUUUAUAAAAACUAUUUAUGUACUUAUCCUAAAAAUAUUAUUGAUUCAUGAUUUCUCUAUUUUAAUUUUGUUAUAUUAAUGCAAUGCUAAGUGCAAUAGGAUUGAUUAAAAUUUCUAAUGUUAAACGUCGUGACGUGUCACGGUGUCUAAUUUUUGUGCUGAGAGAAAUAUAAAUUAACGCACAAGUUUAUGUUUAAGAUAUUUUUGUGCCAUUUAUGAAUUUUGUUCCACUUUGUAUACAAUCUAUUUAAAGAUUUCCACUUAAUUACACUUGGAAUCCGAAUUAACUUUUAAUUAUGAAGUAAACUAAAAUAAUUAAGCUUAAAUGUAAGCUAUUUGCUCUAAAUAGCUGUAUCUUGGCUGCCACGUAUAUUUAGCUUAUUAUUUUCAAUUGUAAAAAUGUAUAUUUAAAAUAUGCAGAUAUGGCAGUAAAAUCUGGGUAAACGUAUAGUAACGUAGUAAAUCCGGCAAGAACGAGCGGCUUCCCUUUAUGUAAUCAAACCCGCGUGGCUUGCAAUGUGAUUGGUACGGUCAGCAAAAUAAGAUAAAAUAUACAUAAUUGUAGACGUGGGAAAAAUAUACAUCACACCUUUAGGAAGUGAGACUGACUCUUCUUUUCAAAUGCAGAUUCGUAUUUUUUAGCCGGAGUACUAUGUAAUGCCGACAGUGAGACCGUCUCGUAAAAUGUUCGCUACCUCAAAUCAAAGAUAAAUAAAUAGAAAAAGCCAUUUUGCUGACGUUACCUAGCAGUUACGUUAAGUGCACAUAAUCCUCUUUUUACGUACUUAUGUUAAGAGGCUACGUAACUGUGUUCGUAGCCUACUACUAUGUAUGUGAUACAUACUUUUUAUGUGUCACUAUGUUCUUCUUGUGGUUCCCAAUAAGGUUCCGUCAUGGGGUUAAAUACGUUUUAAACGAAUAUUUUUUAUUCCACCAGUGAGAGAUUUUUUCGAAAAACAGGUAUCCUUGUCUCAGUCAAUAACAUACGUUUACUUUUCUGUCUUAUGUAAACGAGGCUCGAUUAAUUUAACAGAUUUUUUGUUAAAUGAGGGUUAAGUAUUUUUUGUGUGUAACUUAGGUUAUGUAAAUAAUUGUAAGAGCCUCUCUUAGUCACAAUUUUAUUGUUAUCCUCUUUAUGUAUUAUUAUAAAAAUUUAAGAAUGUAACUAUUUUAUCUUAAUGCAUUUAUGUUAAUUAUUGUUGUUAAAUUAUCGUAAUUCACGUCAUUUACUAUGGGAUUUUAACAUUCCACUCUACUGUGAAUCAAUAGAUAUAAAUGUGGGUUUGUAAAUAUAUAUUUUUAAUGUCAAA